GCCGGGCCACCCGCCCGGGUCGCGGGUCGGGUCCGGUUCGGGCCGGGUCGGUUAAUUUUUUUUUUUUAUAAUUUAUAUUUUAUAGUUUUAUAAGAGUAUUAAAAACAAACUUCAAUUGCAUUUAUUUGAAAUGAAAUAGGAACUACAUUUGAAAAUUAAAACAAACUUUAAGAGAAACAUUUUGAAAAUUGUAAUCAAUCGGAACUUCCCGCACCUCCCGAUCCUUUGGCUUUGUGACCUUUGUCACAUGACUUCAUAUGCUUGAUUGCAUUCCCGAAUCCGCCUGAAGCCCCCAUAAUACAUUUUUUUUCGCACCAUUUGCAAAUUUCGUACCACAUCCCGGUCUUCGGGUCCUUCUGCUUAUCAAAAUUAUACCGUAUAAUGACAUUUUGAUUUUCCAUCUUAACUUCUUGGAGAAGAGAAUUAGAGAGUAGAUAUAUAAUAUAUUGGAGAAUAAGAGAAUUAGAGAGUAGAGAGUUAAGAAUGAAUUUAGGAAGAAUUGGAGAAGAGAUAUGAAAAAAUGUUUAAGAGUAGGAGUAUUUAUAGGUUUUUUUACCCCCCACCCCCCCCACCCCCUCGGACCCCCCCUUUACCCCACCCAACGGCUAUAUAGCCGUUUGGGUUGUCCCCAGCCCCACCCCCAAGGCCUCAACGGCUAGUAGCCAAAAAUCAAAUUUUUUUUUUUUUAAAAAUAGACCCGGACCCGGGCCCGGGCCCGACCCGGCCGAGCCGGGUCACAAAAAUGCUGAACCGAGCCCGCCCCGCCCCUUCCCCCCGGUUCGGGCCCAUACCCGGUCCUGGACCGCCCGACCGGGCCGGUCCCGGGCCCGCACAGUACCGGGCCGGGUCACGGGCCGGGUGGCCCGAACCGAAUCCAACCGCCAGCGCUUCUCCCACCACUGCCCCACCCAGGCAAUACCAGACCCACAGUGACCCCCCUAACCCUAGCCGCCACCCCAAUUCCGGAUCUAGAUUUGAAAAUCGCCUCUUUGCCUCUUCAACCCCCACGAUAGGAAAUAAAUUGAAGAAGGAGAAGAAGAUUGGCGUGAGUAUGGAUAUGGCAACGGAAGGAGAAGAUCGACGCGAAUGAGACGGACGACGAUGAUGCCACGCGCGGUCGAUGGUGAGGGGCGACGGCCAAGCAGUGACGGGAGACGGAGACGUCCAUGGCAGCGGAGGAAGCGAUGGUCUAGCUGCUAUGUGCGCGGAGGAGUAGACGCUGCAGUGUGCGUCGAAGUUUGUUGAUGCUCUGUGCCUGGGGUUCGUGCGCAGCAAGGACAAAUUAAAGAAGGCCGGGUUAGGGAGAGUAAAUAUCAGUAAUAUUGAGACCAUUUUUUCAAAAGUCUUCUAAAAUCAUUCCAGGGUCAUCAAUCCUUACGUGGUUAGCUUCCCUUUACCUCCAAAAUCCAACUCUCAAACACAGUGUUAGGGAGUAAAAGUUGUUAAUUAAAAUGUUUUCACCAAAUGGGACGUUUACUCGAUCGUAAACUAGACGAAUACUAAUGUUUAUUGAAAUACAAUUCUAUUAAAAUGGAUGCCAAUCUGGUGAUCUUGGGCGG
Messenger RNA from Cuscuta europaea, 1559 nucleotides. NCBI's taxonomy places the organism in Eukaryota, Viridiplantae, Streptophyta, Magnoliopsida, Solanales, Convolvulaceae. The record is from the annotation of a GenBank genome assembly.